Messenger RNA from Vitis vinifera (wine grape), 2082 nucleotides. Its product is annotated as S-locus-specific glycoprotein S6. The record is from RefSeq and is a predicted model, not a curated record. Bases 133 to 1722 code for a protein of 529 amino acids. NCBI's taxonomy places the organism in Eukaryota, Viridiplantae, Streptophyta, Magnoliopsida, Vitales, Vitaceae. The transcript is spliced from 3 exons.
AUAAAAUCCCUUGUAUCUUAGUGAAAUAUGAAAAUUGCAUUUUUAAAAGACGAGUAAUGCUCCUGCCUACACGAAAAGUCCAACCUGGUAAUGCUCAAUUUUUAGGAAACUCAGGUAAGUAAAUCCUAAAUCAUGUACUCAUCCUUUGGUGAUUUCUCCUCUUACUUGCGAAUGGGUCAGGGAUUGGGUUUUUUCUUCUUGAUCUUGUCAUGUGUCUGUUUGGGAGGGCCUUGCUUUUGUAGUGCACACACAGACAGCAUCAAACCUGGGGAAGGGCUUCAAUUCUCGAAGCUACUGGUUUCGUCACAAGGGACUUUCACACUGGGGUUCUUUAUCUUGGACACCCGCAGUUAUUUAGGAAUCUGGUACACAAGUGAUGUUAACAACAAGAAAGUUUGGGUUGCUAACAGAGACAACCCUAUAUCUGGCACCAAUGCAAAUCUCAUGCUGGAUGGCAAUGGAACAUUGAUGAUCAUUCACAGUGGAGGUGAUCCAAUUGUCUUGAAUUCCAAUCAAGCAUCCAGAAACUCCAUAGCUACCUUGCUUGAUUCUGGAAAUUUUGUUGUGUCAGCGUUAAAUUCAGAUGGAUCUGUGAAGCAGACACUAUGGGAAAGUUUCGAUGAUCCUACAGACACGCUCCUGCCUGGGAUGAAACUAGGCAUCAACUUGAAAACCGGGCAAAACUGGUCACUUGCUUCGUGGAUAAACGAACAAGUCCCUGAUCCUGGGACUUUCACUCUAGAAUGGAAUGGCACACAAUUGGUAAUGAAACGCCGAGGGGACAUCUACUGGAGCAGUGGAAUUCCGAAAGAUCGGAGUUUUGAGUUCAUUCAAACUCACCAUAACAUCUACUAUUUCAUCAGUGUUUGUAAUGACAACGAGAUCUACUUCAGCUAUUCAGUUCAAGACGGAGCUAUUUCAAAGUGGGUGUUGAACUCGAGAGGGGGAUUUUUUGACACUCACGGAACUCUAUUCGUGAAGGAAGAUAUGUGUGAUCGUUAUGACAAAUAUCCAGGGUGUGCAGUGCAAGAGCCACCCACUUGCAGGACUAGAGACUUCCAAUUCAUGAAGCAAUCGGUUCUCAAUUCAGGAUAUCCAUCAUUAAUGAACAUAGAUACGAGCUUGGGCCUUAGUGAUUGUCAGGCUAUAUGCAGGAACAAUUGUUCUUGUACUGCUUGUAAUACUGUAUUCACCAAUGGAACUGGAUGUCAGUUUUGGAGGGAUAAAUUGCCACGAGCCCAAGUGGGUGAUGCAAAUCAGGAGGAGCUCUACGUUUUGUCCUCAUCAAAAGAUACAGGGAACCUUUGGCGGAAUCUGAGCAUUAUCUGUGGAGUGGUAGGUCUGGUUAUAAUACUUAUCUUCUCUUGUUCACCGAGAAAAUUCGGAGGGAGAGUAAGGAGAGAAGUUCAGUCACAUGAAGCUGGGGCUUCUGGUAUAGCAGGGGAUAGAGAAGGGAAGAAAGUCAAGCUACCUGAAGUUAGGGCUACUGGUUCAACAGGGGAUAGAAAAGAGAAGAAAGUUAAGUUCCUUGAACCUCCGGCUUCUGGUAUAACAGGGGAUAGAGGAGGGAAGAAAGUCAAGCCACUUGAAGUUGGGGCUUCUGGUACAACAGGGGAUAGAGAAGGGAAGAAAGGUCAGCCACGUGAUGGUGAGGUUUCUGGUGGUAAAACAGCGGAUACAAAAAAGAAGAAAGUUACGUUCCUGUUGCGUACAGACGAGUGACGAGAGGCCUGAAAUCUCAGAUGUUUGCUCCAUGCUUAACAGCAAAACUGGGGACCUACCCAACCCAAAUCCACGCCCAUUUGGCACUUAAGGCGAGCCAGGGAGUUGUUCUGCUCUGCUACUUGAGAGAUGGAAGGCGGGUCAAGAUGAGAUGAGAAUUUGAUUCCCUCGUGGUAAGCUUUUCUUUAUUUACGUUUUGUUAAUUUAUAAUAAGAUGACAACUGAACUGAAGCUAGUUUUGUGAUCAUUUGGAACAUAUUUGUACGCAUGUAUUCUGGAGCUCUAUUUGCCCUUUUGCUCUCCAAAACAUCUUAUGAUAUACGUCUAUCUAUAUCCAUCUCAGCCAAAGUAGGCCAUAUA